This is a messenger RNA of Caenorhabditis sp. 36 PRJEB53466, 2833 nucleotides long. NCBI's taxonomy places the organism in Eukaryota, Metazoa, Nematoda, Chromadorea, Rhabditida, Rhabditidae. The record is from the annotation of a GenBank genome assembly.
AUGUCGGUUGAUGUCAAGUCAGAGUUUUCGGAAAACGAUUCUUCAUCGACGCCUUCUCCCACCACACUCCCGCUGCAAAAUUCGCACGAUAUCUGCAAACAGUCGGACCAGAACGAGUGGACCAACUAUCAGAUGGUUCCGCUGUGGAAUGCACAUCCAUUCAGGUAGGUUGAAGAGGAAAACUCUAGGUUGUACCAGACUCAAAUUAAAAAGUGUAAUCCUAUUCAAAUAUAAAAAUUGUAAAUCCAUAACAUCCUUUCGUUUCUUACCCGAAAAUAUUUGCUUCCCUCAAAUAUUGGCCCGAAAUUUGUUUUAAAGGUUAUAUGCAAAUGGGGAAGGGGUACUGUAGCCCCGCCCCCUCCCAAUCGGCAGUACAUUGGAAGCUGAGACUCCGCCCAUCGUUUGGAGAAAAUUGUGUAAAAGCAGUAUCAAUUGACACUUGACACUAUUUUGAUUUAGAAUAUCUUUUAUAUAGUCUGUAAAAUCGUUUUAGAGACAAAAUGCUGCAGUCGUCAUUCGAUCCGCAGCUAUACGGUCGUUGGCCUCAAAUGGGAGAUGCGAGCAGUUUCUAUGUGAGUGAAUGUUUCUUAUCUCACGUUUAUUCGUUUUCUUUUUGCAGAACCAUCCGGAUUUCUACUCUUCGUUGAGUCUUCAGCAAAUGACACCGUCUCAAGUUGCUCCAGCAGUCUCAGAUUCCGAAGUUAAACCGCCACUCUCGAAUGGGAGCAGUAGCGACAGUGGAGCAAGUAUGUACCCAUCUCCCACCGACAUGAUUCCAUUCUCAUCCACUUCUGCCUCCACGUCAGCGGCUGCUGCCAACUAUCAGAUGAGGGCUACCACGUGUUAUCAGCAGGCUGUCUGGCCAUUCGUGGACUAUCAACAGGUAUGCAUUUUGAGAAAUAACUCGUUUAGAAUGAUGUGUUAGUUUCAGCCAUUCGCCUGGAAGAUGCCCCUAGGUGGAAGCAAAGAUCGUAGAAGCCUCGUGGGAAACAGUUCAAAGGCGCUUCCAACGGGUCCAGGGACGAAUAGUGAGUGAAAUCAUCCUGUAUAAAACUUAAGAAGGGAAGGACCAUAGAAUUAGUAACAACCGAAUAAUUGUAUUGACAGGUUUUUAUAUUCACUACAGAAAGUUUCUUUCUCAGCACAAAACACUUUUUUCAGAUGUACGUGUAAGGACAGCCGACAAGUAUCGAAUGGUAUAUUCGGACUAUCAGCGACUCGAGCUAGAGAAGGAGUUCCACACCCAGGCUUUCAUCACCGCAGACCGUAAAUCGCAGUUGUCGACACUUUUGAAUUUGACGGAACGGCAAAUAAAGAUUUGGUUCCAGAACAGGUAUGUCUCAUCUGAUAAUAAGCCCAAUAUACAAAAUUGGAAGAAGAGGCGCAAACUUUUUUUAGAUAGCGUGUAGUGAUGAAAGGCGGCCCGCCUGAGGUGACAGUGUGUGAGUUACGAGGCUUGCGUAACAGAACCUGCGUGGUACAUACGCAAGUCCUUCUGGCAUCUGAUGGAAAUUGUAGCAAAUUGGAAUUUCAUUGAAAGAAAAUACUUUUUAGGCCUGAGCCCGCUGGCCAGGCCGAGCUUUGAUGUUGAUGAUAUAGUUGAAGUAUCCAGUACAACACUUUUGAAACCUUUUUAGAAAUGUAAGAAGUAUGGACGGACAAACAGAGGGACAACCCCGGGAAGUUUUUAAAUAAGAAACGACACGGCGAGCAUUUGUGAACAUGGUUUGAAUUUCCCGCCCGUAUUUUGUCACUGCGUAGCGACUCAUUUUCGUACUAAAGAGUACGGUUUGCGAUACGCAACGAUAAAAACGGGAACAAGCAUGUUCACAAAUGUUCGCCGUGAACGACUUGUUGGAAGGUACCCGAUAAUUCGGUCUAACUAACUAGAAAGUGUAGAAGUUCAUCACGUCGAAAACAAUUUUAUCAAUAUCGAUGCUUUCUCUUUUCGAUUGGGAAUCAGCAGAGCCGAAACGUAGAAAGGUAAUUUUGAUGGCGUCGCCCCUCCAAAUAUUGACACACUUUUCCAUCACGCUGAUUCAUUACCAACGUCAUCUAAUUCCGCUAUGUUGCAAAUCUUAAUUCCACGCUUCUCCGCAAUAUUGUUUUGGUUUGCUCUCUUGUUUCCAUUAUUUUCUGGUGGACCUUGUUCUUUUUCGAUUAACAUAUACCGUAUUCUUUACCAAACACCUAAGCCAUCCGAUCACCGCACAGUUCCAUGGAAUUAAAGAGUCGUAAAAUUGUGUAAUUGGAGGCGAGUCUCAGUCUAGAGAGCGAAAAAGUUUUCUAAUUGUUCUCGUUUACGAGCGUCUAAUUGGGAUUACUGUAGGAAAAUGUGGUCAUUUAGGGACCAAUAUUCAAAAAUUCACUAAUAAACUCAAUUCAUCGUUAGUGCCCUUAGGUGUUUGCAGACUCAAGCCAAAAUUUCCUGAAAUUAGGCUUGAGUCUGCAAACACCGAGGAGGCAAGAGCGGUACAUUGAGUAUAUGUAUCUGUACUGCAGAUUCUGCAGUACACCAUUCAUGUCGGAUUGAGCAAAAGGUUCCCAGAAAACAGUAAAAUGGAAAUGAACGCGUUUGCACACAUUGAGAACAGACACCCGAAAAGAGGGAACAUACGGACCCGACCGCACCUUCUAUUGUAUCGUAGCCAAAUGAAUGAAAGCGCAAAAGAUUGAUGCAUAUUGUGAACCCGUUACCAAUUGGCGGCGUCGCUUUUUGUGUUUUGCCGUAAAUAAAGCUGCAUUUCCUAACUGAUCCGCACUAUUCCGUUCCUCAUACUACUGUUCCAGACGUGCAAAGGAUCGUCGUGACAAGCAAAAAGUGCGACUUUGA